Melanaphis sacchari is the source of this 930-nucleotide messenger RNA. RefSeq names its product SUMO-conjugating enzyme UBC9-B (gene lwr). Gene Ontology annotation, molecular function: SUMO conjugating enzyme activity. Gene Ontology annotation, biological process: protein sumoylation. NCBI's taxonomy places the organism in Eukaryota, Metazoa, Arthropoda, Insecta, Hemiptera, Aphididae. Gene Ontology annotation, cellular component: nucleus. The transcript has 6 exons. The record is from RefSeq and is a predicted model, not a curated record. Bases 296 to 775 code for a protein of 159 amino acids.
AGAGUCAAAUUGAAACAUUUUUGAUCAUCAUUGCUACUAAUAAUCUAUAUUCCAACUAUUUCCUAUUUUUGUAAUCCGUAUUUAGUAAUUCUGUGUGAUUCAGUGUGUUGAUCGUUUUCCAGGCCGUGUGAGUAUCUUUUGAUUGUGAGUGUUUAACGUUCUCAUUUUCUGUGUACUUAAAUUUUUAUAAACGCUUUACUACUAGUCAUUUGUGUUAAAAACAAUUUUAAUUUUUCUAAAAAUUAGAUACCUACAGUCUACACUAUAUAUCGAAGUUUUUGUUGAUUAAAGAAAAAUGUCCGGUAUUGCCUUAACUCGAUUAUCGGAAGAACGUAAAGGAUGGAGAAAAGAUCAUCCAUUUGGUUUUGUUGCUAAGCCAGGCAAGAAUCCAGAUGGUUCUUUGAACCUCAUGGUUUGGGAAUGCUUCAUACCAGGAAGAAAGAGUACUCCUUGGGAAAAUGGAAUGUAUUUUUUACGCAUGAUCUUCAAAGAUGAUUACCCAUCCAGUCCACCUAAAUGUAAAUUUGAGCCUCCAUUAUUCCACCCUAAUGUGUACCCUUCUGGUACUGUGUGCUUAUCAUUAUUGGAUGAAGAAAAAGAUUGGCGUCCAGCUAUUACUAUUAAGCAGAUAUUGUUGGGAAUACAAGAUCUUUUGAAUGAACCCAACAUCAAAGAUCCUGCUCAAGCAGAAGCAUACACUAUUUAUUGCCAAAAUCGUGUAGAAUAUGACAAACGUGUCCGAGCACAAGCUAAAGCAAUGUCCAGACCUGAAUAAGUAUAAUUGGCAGAAAGAGAAGAAGAUGAAUUUGAAUUUAUUUCUUUACCCUAUUUAAAUAGUAACAAUUUUCAUUAAGUUUUCACUUCUGUUAAUCAGUAAGAAAUAUUGAUGUGUAUCAAACUCAACAUUAAAGAUCCAGUUGCCAGUUGUCU